Carassius gibelio (silver crucian carp) is the source of this 1436-nucleotide messenger RNA. It is a transcript of the gene plaat1, whose product is annotated as phospholipase A and acyltransferase 1. Gene Ontology annotation, molecular function: glycerophospholipid phospholipase A1 activity; A2-type glycerophospholipase activity. Gene Ontology annotation, biological process: N-acylphosphatidylethanolamine metabolic process. Bases 518 to 1060 code for a protein of 180 amino acids. The record is from RefSeq and is a predicted model, not a curated record. The transcript is spliced from 4 exons. NCBI's taxonomy places the organism in Eukaryota, Metazoa, Chordata, Actinopteri, Cypriniformes, Cyprinidae. Gene Ontology annotation, cellular component: cytoplasm.
UGUGUGUGUGUGUGUUCAUUGUCUUGUGUUACUCCAGCAUUCUCUGGCUGUUUUCCCGCACAUGCUCAGAAACACUACACAUGUUCACAAAAGUCAACUUGUAUUGAUUUCAGUGUUGUACUAAUGUCUGACGAUCCAUCGUUUGAGCAGAUUUAAAGGGACAGUUCACCCAAAAAUGAAGAUGACUCACACUCGUGUCAUUCCAAACCUGUGUCUUUCUGCUUGGUUUCACAUGAGACUUUUGGUCACCAGUUCUGGUCCCCAUUGACCUCCAUUGUAUAUUUUGUCUAUAUAAUGGAAGUCAAUGGGGACCAGCAACUGUUUGGUUUCCAACAUUCUGCAAAAUAACUUCCUUUGUGUUCAACACAAGAAAGAAAGUAAAUGAUGACAGAAUUUUCUGUUUUUGGCGAACGGUCCCUUUAACGUCUUUAUAUGAAGGAUCAUUCCCACUAAUGAAGAAGAUUUAAAACAACAGAUUACUUUUCCUCCAUCAGAAUGUGCAGAAUUCUGCUGUGGGAUGAUGGAUAGUCAACACGGAAGAACUGUUAAUAUGGCCUCGAGUGAAGCUGAUAAUUCUCCGUGUGAUGAGGAGCCUCAGCCUGGAGACCUGAUCGAGAUCUUCAGACCGGCUUAUCAGCACUGGGCUCUUUACCUGGGAGACGGGUAUAUCAUCAACCUCACACCUGUCGAUGAGAGUCAAGCCGCAGCUGUGUCCAGUGUGAAGUCCGUGUUCAGCCGGAAGGCCGUGGUCCGCAUGCAGCUCCUGAAGGAGGUCGUGGGAGGAGAUUCAUACCGGAUCAAUAAUAAAUAUGAUGACAGUCACACGCCGCUGGCCGUGUCGGAGAUCAUUGAGCGAGCGCAGCUUCUCAUUGGACAGGAGGUGUCAUAUGACCUGCUGGGAAGCAACUGUGAGCACUUCGUCACUCUCCUGCGCUACGGGGAGGGAGUCUCUGAGCAGGCGUCACGGGCCAUAGGUGCCAUCAGUUUAGUGACGGCCGCAGCGAGUGCUUUCUCAGUGCUGGGACUGAUCAACACACGCUCCAGAAACAGACCCUUCUAGAGCCACUCCAGAUCCAGCUGAGCUUUUCAUUGAGUUUGAAUGUCCUCCGUACUCAGGAUUCUUUGGCUGAAAAGUUGUGUUAAAAUGAAAAUUAACCUUUGCUGUGAUAACUUGACAUAGUAUCCAAAGAAUGGAUAUUAAAACGGUAGUAAACUAGGAUUUCGCCUGUAAAAACAUAUUUUUUACAUUUAAUAUCAAUUAUUUUUAUUUAUAGUUACAAUUUUUCCAAAGUGUAUUUUAUUAAUUUAUUGUUAAAUUUUAGACCAUGUUACUAAGUUGUGUUACAAUGCAAUGCACUUUUGCUGUGACUUUAUCUGGAACUCACGUCAUAAAAUAAAAAUGUAGCUUGCCUGAAUAAAGUAAUUUUGAAAAUUUC